This is a messenger RNA of Bombyx mandarina (wild silkworm), 3776 nucleotides long. RefSeq names its product polyamine-transporting ATPase 13A3. Gene Ontology annotation, biological process: polyamine transmembrane transport; intracellular calcium ion homeostasis. Gene Ontology annotation, cellular component: membrane. Gene Ontology annotation, molecular function: ATP binding; polyamine transmembrane transporter activity; P-type transmembrane transporter activity. The record is from RefSeq and is a predicted model, not a curated record. Lineage: Eukaryota; Metazoa; Arthropoda; Insecta; Lepidoptera; Bombycidae.
AUGAUCCUCGGCUUCUCUCAACCAGCUCCUGCCUGCCAUCCUGCACAGAUCUACACUCCACAGAGCCUGAGGGCAUCCUAUGAAUAUGAAGUCAUCGGUGAAGCAUUUUGGCAGACCCUGGAAAUUCCCGGAGAAGAACAAAUUUUAAAAAUAUAUGGCUACAAAUAUUCGAAGAUGCAUGCCCUCGUUUUCCACUCUAUAUGUACAGUAUUAUGUGGAGUCCCAUACAUUGCAUUGCUGUACUACCCAAAGUACAAUCGAUUCAAAUAUGUGAAAUGCAGUUUAAAAUCAGCAGAAAAGAUUUGCGUGACAGAUUCAGAUGGAUUAUUUUAUUUAGCACAAAUAGAUGAAAUGGAUCUCAAUCUAUCGAAUCAUAGAGAAAAUAAAUUGAGAUAUUUUAUUUACCAGCAUAAUCGUUACAUUUGGUUGAGUGAUCAAGGUGCCUUUGUUAAUGUUCUUGCUCUCAACGAAAAACUAACUAUAUGUAUGUUGAUGGAAAAUCUAACAGGACUCAACAAGAGACAACAAAAUGAAUUGCUGAAACUUUAUGGUGGUAAUAGUGUGGAGGUAAAAGUAAUGAGUUACUGGACCAUCUUCAUCAAUGAAGUCUUUAAUCCAUUCUAUUUGUUCCAAGUUUUCUCCAUUGUUCUUUGGUCAUUGGAUGAGUACUAUCAAUAUGCUACUUGUGUGUUCAUUUUGUCAACUGCGUCAUGUGUAACAGCACUGUGUCAAACAAAACAGAUGAGCAUCAAAAUUCACAAAAUGGCUGGUGGUACUAGUGCUUUUACUGUAACGGUUCUGAGACCAACGCGUUCUGGACGUGAAGAAUGCGUGGUGAAUGCUAGCAGGCUGGUCCCUGGAGAUGUAUUAGUGAUACCAUCUGAUGGAUGUGUAAUGCCUUGUGAUGCGGUGAUUCUGACGGGUUCUUGUAUUGUUAACGAGAGUAUGCUAACAGGUGAAAGUGUACCAGUUAUGAAAGGCCCUCCGUGUUUGUCAUCUGAAGUGUAUUCUACAGAAGUUCAUAAACGACAUACACUCUAUGCUGGCACUCAUGUGAUACAAACCAGAUUUUAUGGUAAUAACCAGGUUUUAGCUAAAGUCGUAAGGACCGGAUUUUACACAGCUAAAGGAGAGCUUAUAAAAAGCAUACUGUAUCCAAAAGAGGUCAAUUUCCAGUUCUACGACGACGCCGUCAGAUUCGUAACAUUCAUGUUCUCCAUUGCUGCGCUUGGCAUGGCUUACUCCGUCUGGUUAUACGUCCUGCGAGGGAGCUCCGUCAGUACGAUAAUGCUCCGUACAUUGGACAUUAUAACCAUAGUGGUACCGCCUGCACUACCCGCGGCCAUGACAGCCGGCGUAGUAUACAGCCAACGCCGUUUAAGGAAAAACAAAAUAUUCUGCGUCUCACCGCCGAGGAUCGUGAUUUGCGGGAAAUUACAAGUCAUGUGCUUUGAUAAGACUGGUACUUUAACUGAAGACGGCUUAGACUUCUAUUCGGUAAUUCCUUCGAAUGAGGGCGAGAAAUUCGGGAAACAAGUGGUGAAUGUGACGGGGCUGCCGGCUACGAGUCCUCUACUGCAGGCCCUGGCUUCUUGUCAUUCCUUGACCAGCAUCCAAGGCGAGCUUAAAGGAGAUCCGCUUGACUUGAAAAUGUUUGAGUUUACACGAUGGGUACUGGAGGAGCCGGGCCCAGAGAACACGCGGUAUGACAACCUAACACCGUCUAUAGUUAAACCCGUAUCGACAACGGAGAGCACACAGAAUCUUGACAAUUAUGACCCUUACACAAUGGAAAUUCCGUAUGAGAUCGGUCUUCUAAGGAGGUUCCACUUUUCUUCAUCCCAACAAUCCAUGGGAGUUAUCGCCCGAGUGCUUGGACAACCACAAAUGGUGUAUUUUGUUAAAGGAGCGCCCGAGAAGAUCUCCGGCAUGUGCGCCCCGGAAACCCUGCCGGAAAACUUCAGCACAGUACUUAACGAAUACACAUCGAACGGCUUCCGCGUGAUCGGUCUCGCUCACAAGAAGCUUGACCGUAAAAUGAAAUGGGUCGACGCCCAGAGAAUCAAAAGAGAUACCCUCGAAUGCGAUAUGGUCUUCCUAGGCUUCCUAGUCAUGCAAAAUAGCCUGAAAACCGAAACUACCCAGAUCAUAAGGGAGCUACACAUGGCCAACAUGAGGCUGGUCAUGGUCACAGGAGAUAACAUCAUGACGGCUAUGUCAGUGGCGCGCGGAUGCUUCAUGGUUCAGCCGCAACAGAAAAUAGUGUUGAUAACUGCAGUACCACAAGCGAACGAUGCUCAACCUCCACUCACCAUGGAAGUCGUCGGAGAGAGCGGACCACCAAAGCUACCGAUGGACUCAUAUGUCAUAGCUUUGGAAGGGAAGACUUGGCAAGCAAUACGAACGUACUAUCCAGAUUUAAUGCCGACUGUAUUGAAAAAAGGUAUGGUGUUCGGUCGCUUCGGUCCGGACCAGAAGACGCAGCUGAUAACCGCGCUGCAGGACGAGGAGCUGACGGUGGGCAUGUGCGGGGACGGCGCCAACGACUGCGGCGCCCUCAAAGCCGCGCACGUCGGGAUAUCGCUCUCCGAAGCCGACGCUUCCGUGGCGGCACCGUUCACUUCUCAAGAGCAAAACAUCACAUGCGUCAAACUGCUAGUUCUAGAGGGACGUUGUGCACUCAGCACUUCAUUCGCAAUAUUUAAAUAUAUGGCUCUGUAUUCGCUGAUACAGUUCUUCUCAAUUCUUAUUCUAUACAAGCACCAUUCGACCCUGGGCAACAAUCAGUUCCUGUACAUCGACUUGGUGCUGACGACGCUGCUGGCGCUGUCCCUGGGCCGCGCGUGUCCGGGCCCGCGCCUCACGGCCGCGCUGCCGCCCGUGUCGCUGGUGUCGCCCGUCAGCCUGGCGCAGCUGCUGCUGCAGGUGUUCCUCGUGCUCAUGGUCCAGAUCUCGGCCAUCUACGUGCUCCACGGCCAACCUUGGUUCAAAUCCAUCGAAGGUGGACCGAACAUAGAAAAUAUAAUGUGCUGGGACAACACAGUCAUAUUCAUCACGACCUCGUUUCAGUACUUGAUCAUGGCCUGUGUUUACGCCAACGGCUGGCCGUUCCGUGACCGCUUUUACGCUAACUAUUCGAUGGUGCUAUCGCUGGUGACGCAAACCUCAUUCGUGAUACUGCUGUUGAUGUGCCCCUGGUCGUGGCUCGCGCAUUUCAUGGACAUCAAAAUGUUGGACUCCACAGAUCCGGACCAAAAAACUUUCCGUACUUAUUUGAUGUUGAUACCCUUCAUACAUCUGAUCUUGGCUUUUACUAUAGAAAUGACGUUGUCGAAUUCAGAAAAAUUCUCGAAGCUGUCUAAGUUGAUCCGGAGACGGUGCCGGGACAAGGAGGACGCGUCAGUGGAGGGCGCGUGUCCGCUGUGGGCGCCGCCCGCGCACGUGUGCUGACUGGCGCCGCACGCGCCGACCGCCUGCCCCGGACUCGUCCGCAGCUAGCACCCGGCGCGCCCGCCCUCGCGCGGUCCACAACGCGUUAAAGGCAGAUCUACACAGAGUCAGCUACUGACUCUAAUUAAAUAUUUCCACUAUACAUAUUAGAAGAGCGUCAGCGUUAAUUAGUCCAGUCAUUUUAGGCCAAAUUAAGUGAAUAUCUCGUCAAAUCGACGUACCACGUAAUAGUACAUUGUGCACCAAGGAAGAAAAAUAGGACAUUUCCUCCCGCGUGUAAAAUUGGCUAACUAGCGGGAUGGGAUGUCCUACUUUUUUCCCGCGGU